Ziziphus jujuba (common jujube) is the source of this 771-nucleotide messenger RNA. RefSeq names its product WAT1-related protein At2g39510. Gene Ontology annotation, cellular component: plasma membrane. The transcript has 5 exons. The coding region runs from base 1 to 771 and encodes 256 amino acids. The record is from RefSeq and is a predicted model, not a curated record. NCBI's taxonomy places the organism in Eukaryota, Viridiplantae, Streptophyta, Magnoliopsida, Rosales, Rhamnaceae. Gene Ontology annotation, molecular function: transmembrane transporter activity.
AUGGCAAUAGGCUGGUGUAGUAAUCUUCUAGAGCAGGGAAAGCUAAUUUUGAGUGUGAUUUUGUUGCUGAGCUUGUAUGCUGGAUUAUCUAUGAUUGCAAUGUUUGCUCUGAACCAGGGAAUGAGCCAUUACAUUUUGGUAAGCUACCGUAUGACCAUUGCCACUGCUAUUAUUGCUCCUUUUGCCAUCGUUUUAGAUAGGAAAUCAAGGCCAGAGAAGACCUUCUCAAUCUUGGCUAAGACAAUGUUACUCAGCCUAUUUGACCCUGUGCUUGAUCAGAAUCUGUACUACAUUGAAAUGAAGUAUACCAACGCAAGUUUCACUUCCGCUAUGUGCAAUAUGAUUCUUGUAUUUGCCUUCCUAAUUGCCCGGAUCUUCAGGCCUGAGAAGGUUGACACAAGGAAAAUACAUUGCCAGGCCAACUUGGCAGGAACCAUUGUUACUGUUAGGGGAGCCAUGGUAAUGACACUAACCAAAGGACCUGAACUAAAUCUACCAUGGACCAGAUCUGGAAACCGACAUCCUUCUCCUUCUCAGUCGGAAAAUGCUGCAAACCAGCAGCAGGAUUUCAUUAAGGGUGCUCUGGCGCUUACAGCAGCAGCUUGUUUCUGCUGCUCUUGUUUCAUCAUUUUGCAAGAUUAUUGGUGCGAUAGUCACCUUUGGAGGCUUACAUAUGGUUCUAUGGGUAAAGAGCCAGGACCAAUCUACAUCCUCUGUGUCAGACAGAGGUAUCGAAACGCCAAGCAAUCAAGAGAUAGCUACAGCGAAUGA